CUGCUCCAUCCACAAACUCGCCAGCUUUAACACACAUCCCAUGGCAAAGAAGAUGAUGCUGAAUAUCUCAUAAAACUAGGCUUCUCCACAAGCUAUCUUACACGUUUCAUUCGCACCGACAACAAGCUCAGGAAGUCUUGCAUCUGAUUAACCAAUUGCAGCCAGCAGAUCUCUCCAGAUUCAUUCUAUAUCUAUCAAAUAAUGGCGAUCAAGUCAGAUAACAAAACAAGAAGCUCCGUUCAGAUCUUCAUCGUCUUCAGCCUAUGCUGCUUCUUCUACAUCCUCGGAGCAUGGCAACGAAGCGGUUUCGGCAAAGGAGACAGCAUAGCUCUCGAGAUGACGAACUCCGCCAGCGCAGCCGACUGCAACAUCGUCCCGAGCCUAAACUUCGAAACCCACCACGCAGGGGAAUCAAGUGCCCUUGUUGCAUCAACCAAGGUCAAAACUUUCGAGCCUUGCUCCGCUCGUUACACCGACUACACGCCCUGCCACGACCAGAAGCGCGCGAUGACGUUCCCUAGAGAGAGCAUGAUCUACCGCGAGAGGCAUUGUGUACCCGAGAACGAGAAGCUUCGCUGCCUUGUGCCCGCGCCUAAGGGAUACGUGACGCCUUUCUCUUGGCCUAAGAGUAGAGACUACGUGCCUUACGCUAAUGCGCCGUAUAAGGCCUUGACUGUUGAGAAGGCGAUUCAGAAUUGGAUUCAGUAUGAAGGCGAGGUGUUUAGGUUCCCUGGAGGUGGGACUCAGUUCCCUCAGGGUGCUGAUAAGUAUAUUGAUCAGCUUGCUUCGGUGAUUCCGAUGGAGAAUGGGACUGUUAGGACUGCUUUGGACACUGGUUGUGGGGUUGCGAGUUGGGGAGCGUACUUGUGGAGUAGGAAUGUGCGUGCAAUGUCUUUUGCACCGAGAGAUUCGCACGAGGCUCAGGUUCAGUUUGCGUUAGAGAGAGGUGUUCCGGCUGUUAUUGGUGUUCUUGGUUCCAUAAAAUUGCCAUAUCCAACACGGGCUUUCGACAUGGCUCACUGCUCAAGGUGUUUGAUUCCUUGGGGAGCAAAUGAUGGGAUGUACUUGAUGGAAGUUGACCGUGUGCUUAGACCCGGCGGCUACUGGAUCCUAUCCGGUCCACCGAUCAACUGGAAAGUCAACUACAAGGCAUGGCAACGUCCCAGGGAGGAUCUCCAAGAGGAACAAAGAAGGAUCGAAGAAACCGCUAAGCUUCUCUGUUGGGAGAAGAAGUACGAACACGGAGAGAUCGCCAUCUGGCAGAAGAGACUCAACGACGAAGCGUGCCGCUCAAGACAAGACGACCCUAGAGCCAACUUCUGCAAAACCGAUGACACCGAUGACGUCUGGUACAAGAAAAUGGAGGCGUGCAUUACGCCUUACCCUGAGACAAGUAGCUCGGACGAAGUGGCUGGAGGUGAACUUCAGGUUUUCCCCGAUAGGCUCAACUCGGUGCCGCCUAGGAUCUCCAGCGGUUCGGUCUCUGGCGUCACGGCUGAUGCUUAUGAGGAUGAUAACAGGCAGUGGAAGAAACAUGUGAAGGCUUACAAGAGAAUCAACGGUUUGCUUGACACGGGGAGGUACCGUAACAUUAUGGAUAUGAACGCAGGGUUUGGUGGGUUUGCUGCUGCUAUCGAAUCGCAAAAGCUUUGGGUUAUGAAUGUUGUCCCGACCAUUGCUGAGAAGAAUAGGCUUGGUGUUGUGUAUGAACGUGGACUCAUUGGAAUCUACCAUGACUGGUGUGAGGCUUUCUCUACGUAUCCAAGAACGUAUGACUUGAUCCAUGCGAACCAUCUCUUCAGUCUUUACAAGAACAAGUGCAAUGCGGAUGACAUUCUUCUGGAGAUGGAUAGGAUUCUCCGUCCUGAAGGAGCGGUUAUUAUCCGAGACGAUGUUGAUACAUUGAUCAAGGUGAAGAGGAUCAUCUCUGGAAUGAGAUGGGACUCGAAGCUGGUUGAUCAUGAGGAUGGUCCUUUAGUUAAUGAGAAGGUUUUGAUUGCUGUGAAGCAGUAUUGGGUCACCAACUUCACUGCGUCUCACUGAAGUAUCUUCACUCAUGGUCAUGGUGUGAGCUGACAUUUUGAUCUUAUGAUAGAGCUUUCGAGCUACACUCUCGUCUUUGUUACAUUUUUCUAAGUAUUUCUAUUUAUUUAUGUAGCAGUUUAUAUUUGUUUCCCAAUCCAAAAACUUGGAACUUUUAAGGUGUAUUAUCAUUGAAUUCUCAACUUUAUCAUCACUGAGUUAUGCUUCAAGAACAUUAAAAUGUAUAAUGCAUUCCCUUUA
Molecule: messenger RNA, 2283 nt
Organism: Brassica oleracea var. oleracea
Lineage: Eukaryota; Viridiplantae; Streptophyta; Magnoliopsida; Brassicales; Brassicaceae
Product: probable methyltransferase PMT2
Exons: 6
Coding region: 202-2043 (613 amino acids)
Cellular component (GO): endosome; trans-Golgi network; cytoplasm
Molecular function (GO): methyltransferase activity
Source: RefSeq, a predicted model, not a curated record